AUGGCUUCCAUGAUGGAUGCCAUGCUGGGAAUGAAACAACUAAUGGAGAGUAAUGCGGCCACCGCCACCGCUGUUAGUUCGGCUGCCGAAGCAGACCCGACUCUCCCAACUGCCGCGCACCCCCCUUUUCCAAACGUGGUGGAACGAGAAAAAAGCACACAGGGGCACGUUAGCAACCCCCAUCUAGGUUAUAACCGAGGAACUUACCCCUAUGGUUUACCACCUAAUUACACACCACCCAUCAUGCAUGACGACCCGGGUCACAUUCCUCCCCUCAUCCUCGAGGGGGAGCCUCCUCGACAUCCUGACGAGGUCCACAAAGAUCAUCAAGAGCCUGCUCAGGGAGACGUUGACUCCUACUCCCCGUUUCCUGCCGAGGGACCAGCGCCCAACGCGCUACCUCGACCCAACAUCACGAGAGAACCUCGAAAUCACCCAAUACAGCCGACGUUUCUGCCCGUGGGAGGGCCAUCCCGGGUAGCGGAAGAAAAGGGGAAACUCGAUCUCAUUGAAGAAAGAUUGAGGGCUAUUGAAGGGUUCGGUGAUUAUCCGUUCGCAGACAUGACCGACCUAUGCCUGGUACCGGACGUCGUCAUCCCUCCAAAGUUCAAAGUACCCGACUUCGAUAGGUACAAAGGGACGACUUGCCCCAAGAAUCACCUAAAAAUGUAUUGUCACAAGAUGGGUGCGUAUUCUAGGGAGGAGAAGUUAUUGAUGCAUUUCUUCCAAGAUAGCCUAGCUGGGGCAACGGUCAUUUGGUACACUAAUCUAGAAGCUUCCCACAUCCGCACCUGGAAGGAUCUGAUUACCGCCAUCCUUAGGCAGUAUCAAUACAACUCUGACAUGGCUCCCGACCAAACUCAGCUGCAAAACAUGAUUAAAUGGGAAAACGAGUCCUUUAAAGAAUAUGCUCAGCGUGGGAGGGACCUAGCAGCGCAAGUAGCCCCUCCCAUGGUCGAGAGGGAGAUGGUUACUAUGAUGGUGGAUACCUUGCCUGUGUUUUACUAUGAGAAAUUAGUGGGCUACAUGCCUUCCAACUUCACAGACUUGGUCUUCGCCGGAGAAAGGAUCGAGGUGGGUUUGAAGAGGGGAAAGUUUGAUUACGUCUCCCCGAUAGGUGCCAGCAGUAGGAAGACCAGAAUAGCUGGGGCAAAGAAUAAAGAGGGAGAUGCCCAUACCGUCACCUCAACUCCUGCAUGGCCCAAGCCACCGCAAACCCCCCAUGGUACCCACCAAUAUGCACAACAUCACCCAAGUUUUUCGGCUGGCGCCGAGGUCUCUUCCGAUACGGCACUCACCCAACCAAGGGCACCCACAUCCCCACAGGGGGGAGCUCUCCGGAAUCCAGCUCCGACUCUGCCUCACCCGGCCAACAACGCUCACUUAGGCGCAAACAUGACAAGGAACUUUUUGCCAAGGCAGGCACAGAUCUUCGCCCCGAUCCCGAUGACAUAUGGGGAACUCUUGCCGUCUCUCAUCGCCAACCAAUUGGCCGUGGUGGUCCCGGGAAAGAUCUUCCAGUCCCUGUUCCCAAAAUGGUAUAACCCUAGCGCGACCUGCGCAUACCAUGGGGGGACCCUGGGCCACUCGAUCGAACAGUGCUUGGCCUUGAAAAGCAAGGUCCAAAGCUUGAUAGAGGCCGGGUGGUUGACUUUUCAAGAGGACGGGCCCAACAUAAAAACAAAUCCGCUUGCCAAUCAUGGAGGGGGGGUGGUUAAUGCCAUCGAGGAAAGUAGGUCACGAGGGCCCAAGCUUUUGGAGGACGUAAAGACCCCCAGAAGAUUUAUCUACAAGGCUUUGCAAAAGGUGGGCAUGAUUCCCUGCGGCGGGCGCAGGGAAGACUCUUGCUUAAUGCAUCCGAGUGUACUCCAUGACAUGGAAACAUGUUCGACAGUAAAAGAUCUAUUACAACGGAUGAUAGACCAAGGCCGGCUUGAGGUCGGCAGUAAGAGAGAGGAGGAACAACAUGUAUACAUGCAGUCGACAGAUGAAGAAGGACCUAAAAAGCCUAAACCCUUGAUAAUACACAAGUGA
This is a messenger RNA of Glycine soja, 2034 nucleotides long. RefSeq lists its product as uncharacterized. The record is from RefSeq and is a predicted model, not a curated record. Bases 1 to 2034 code for a protein of 677 amino acids. Lineage: Eukaryota; Viridiplantae; Streptophyta; Magnoliopsida; Fabales; Fabaceae. The transcript has a single exon.